Molecule: messenger RNA, 1539 nt
Organism: Monosiga brevicollis MX1
Lineage: Eukaryota; Choanoflagellata; Craspedida; Salpingoecidae
Exons: 13
Coding region: 13-1539 (508 amino acids)
Biological process (GO): carbohydrate metabolic process
Molecular function (GO): hydrolase activity, hydrolyzing O-glycosyl compounds
Source: RefSeq, a predicted model, not a curated record
UUCAAAAAAGCAAUGCAGUUGUUUUUGCCUGCAGUUGUGGCGGCGGCCGUGUUGGCCACGGCCACGGCCAUCGACAAUGGCUUGGGAGUUAGCCCACCCAUGGGGUGGCGCAGUUGGAAUGCUUACCAUCACGCCGUCAACCAAUCCAUCAUGGAGCGUUCGAUUGAUGCCAUGGUGGCUCGAACCCGCAACGUCAGCGGCGUUCCCACUUCUCUUCUUGAUCUCGGCUACAACAACUGCGGUCUUGAUGACAACUGGCAAGCAUGCGGCACUGGUGUGGGUGGCAGCUUUCACGACGACAAGGGCGUGCCCUUGAUCAACACCGACACCUUCCCAAGCAUGCGCAACAUGACCGAUUAUGGUCAUCAGCGUGGCAUGCGGGUUGGCUGGUACCAUAAUAACUGUAUUUGCGCCGAACACAACUUUCCCUCGGAUCUGAUUGAUGCCCACUAUGCGGGUGAUGUCACCGCCAUUGCCGGCUAUGGUUACGACGGCGUGAAGUUGGACGGUUGUGGUGAAUUCAUGAAUCUGACCUACUGGGCAGAUCUGCUCAAUGCCACUGGGCGACCCAUUUUGAUUGAAAACUGCCAUUGGGGCGAUACGCUGCCAACGGUGGAUUGGUGCCCCUUCAACUUUUAUCGUACGUCGGGCGAUAUCCAGGCCAACUGGGCCAGCAUGAUGAGCAAUUUGCACACCACAAUCAAAUUUCAAGACUGGAAGCAGCCCCUGUCUCGCCCUGGCUGCUGGGCCUACCCUGACAUGCUGGAAGUCGGCAAUCUCGCCUCUUUUGAAGAAGACCGCACCCAUUUUGGUGCAUGGGCGAUUGUAUCUUCGCCCCUCAUCCUGGGCUUUGAUCUUCAAGAUCAAGCCAAAUUCGACCGCGUCUGGCCCAUCAUCAGCAACAAGGAGGCCAUCGCCGUCAAUCAGCAAUGGGCUGGCCAUCCCGGCAUGCUGGUCACCACGCUAUCCCCCGAAGGUAGCAAGCUGUAUCCCUGGGCUGAAGAAUGUGGCAGCGACAGUUCACAGAAAGGAUGGACUUAUGACCCGGCCUCCAUGACAGUGGAAUAUGCCGGCUACUGUCUUGAUGGAUCUUCUUCGUCGCAACUGGCCUUGACUGCCUGCACCAAUUCAGCCGAGCAAGCCUUCGACUAUCAUGCCGGCGCCGAGUUGAAGUUUGGUGACUCUUGCGUUGACAACUACGACUUUUCUGGCCCCGUCGUUCAGAUCUACGGCUGUAAUAAUGGCAAGAACCAGCUCUUUACCAUUUCUGACGGCUAUGUCAAGGAUGCAGAGAAUCUAUGCUGGAGUGUGAAGAAUAGCUCACCUGCUGGUAGCAACGUUGAGGUGUGGGCCAAGCCUCAGCCUAACAACGCCAUGGCCGUGCUGUUCAUCAACGACAUGGCUUCGACCGCCUCUAAUAUCACUCUGGACCUCAGCUUGCUCAACAUCACUGCAGAUGUUCAUGUGCGUGCAGGGCAAGCCGAUCGCUCUGAUGACAUUUUAAUGCCACCCUCACAAAUCAUCAACUGUGUGCUGUAG